CCACACAGAAACAGAGCUUCUCCUUUUCGCUUCUCGUCUCAUUCAUCCAUCUUCCUCCUUAUGCGUCACUCUUAAAAACCUUACGAUUUCGCUAUGUCCGUCGCUCUUAACGCCGGCUUCAGUUCUCCGCUUCAUAACAGAUCCCAUCAUGUUAUAACGUUAAAGCCUUCACCUUUUCUUCCCAUCAUCUCUCUAAAUGGUUCAAGGAGGUUACUUUUAAGCAGAAGAAGAUUGGUUUUAUCUUGUGUUGAUUCAAACGACAAUUCUAGCACAACAACAUCUGUUGAUUCUCCUUCUUCAGAUUCUAGUAAACCAGCAAGUGAAUCCGUUGAAUCAGGCAACGGCUCAGCCAAAAAAGCACCAUUGACAGCACGGGAGAGAUUGAGAGCAGCUCGGGUGCUUAGCCGAUACACGGAAGCAACGCCCAAACCUUCAAAACCCAAAAUGGGAAGCCAACUCCUUGAUGUGCUCAAGGAGAGUGAUAAGAAAACAAAGAGGAAACCGGGUCUUCCCGAAGCACCAACCAACAUGCUUGAUGAUAGCAGGAGAGGGAUGCCAAAGAGCGGCCUUACCUUUGAUUUACCAGGAGGCUCGGAUAUUCUCAUCAUUGCUUUCUCCUUUGUCUUCAUAAGCACUGUGAUGUUUGCUACUACUUUUCUUGUUUGGAAACUCGGUGCCAUACACUUCAACGAAUAGGAUCUUGACAAGUUUAAUAGAAGUUGGAAACCAUCAAGCAGAGAACGAGAGAGAGAGGGUUUUGUCAGAGUGUUAGUUGAAAAUGCAUACUUGGGAAUGUUUAUCAUUUGGCAAAGCCGGCUUGAGUGUAUAUACAUAUACUGUGUAGUACACAUAAUUUUGCUAUUGAGUCUCGUCAUGCUUGAUUUGCACUUGUAAUAUUUACAUUCUAAUUUUUUUUCUAUAAAACAGCUACAGAAAUGGAUUCUCUA
Molecule: messenger RNA, 947 nt
Organism: Capsella rubella
Lineage: Eukaryota; Viridiplantae; Streptophyta; Magnoliopsida; Brassicales; Brassicaceae
Exons: 2
Coding region: 94-696 (200 amino acids)
Cellular component (GO): chloroplast thylakoid membrane
Source: RefSeq, a predicted model, not a curated record